AUGUUUGGACGCACCGAAACAAACAAGGACAGUUUUCUCGUCCAAACGAAAGCGGCACGGGAAGAGCGUGCCAAUGAACGGGCACAGGAAGAACGGCGGGACCGUUCGAUAUUGCUGCUUCAGCGCAACAUCCGCGGAUGGUUGGCACGUACCAAAUUUCGCCAAACCAUUCUCACCGAAUUCGACGAACUGCUUCCACCGGUCACAAAUGUUGGUAAACCGAUCGACCUUAAACCGAGCCUUGCCGUGUAUUGUGCCGCUAGUCACUUUCUGCUGCAGUGGAAAGCGGAGACGAGCGCACCAGAGUCAGCUCAACAUCGGGACCGGCUGGAACGUUUGUGUCGCUAUUUAGUCGCUAGCCUUGAAUCGGAUUCACCCAAAACUAGCUACAUUGGUGUUGCGUUCAAUAAGGAACUAAGCUUAGCUUGGAUACGCCACAUCAAGAAACUGCUGUAUCGAUGUUGUACAGCGAUCGAGCUGCUUAAACCCGAGGUACACAGCGACAGCAUAUCAUUGGCCUUAUAUUUGCACACGCUGGUCGCGUUUACGUCGAUCAACAGUUGGGCACUGUUGCGCAAUAAAUCGUUGGCCGGCCUAAAGCCCGGUAUGAUGCAGCUUUGCGCGAAUGUGAUGGGCGAUCUCGUACAGAAGGGGUUCUAUCUAACGUUGCGCCAGGUGCUGGUGAAAGGCACCUGUCGGCCGGUAGUGAAUCUGAAACCCAUCUCGCUUACCGCGCUCGUAACGCUUGCCCUACGUCCGCUCGUAUCGUCCGGGUAUAGCGAGAACCUUCUCAGCCAAUUUCUGGUGCAGAUCCUCUCCGUACCGGGUAUGAUCGCGCAGCUCGAACAGCUCACACCCGAAUGUCUGGUAAGCAUUCAAUCGCACGGAACGCUGGAAAAAACGCUCGACCUGCUCGCCGGUGAACAGUCGACCAAGUUUGUGGUGGCCAGCCUGCAGAAUAGCAAUCUGCUCGCGUUGCUUGCCAACCUGGUGCAGCUGUACUAUCUGGAACCGCCGGAAAAUGCGGCCAAACUGGCCUAUCCCGCAUUCACGUUCGUCGUGACGCAGCUACUGAACGGUAUACUGAACAGCUUGGCCCAGGCCGGUGGUGCCUUCACGCAGUGGCACGAACUGCUCGGGUGGUUUUCGCCCGGCAAGGAUCGGCUGCAGCACGAAAAUUUACCGCUGAUCAAGAAGCAGAUCCAUCUGCUGUGGAACCAUCGGAUCGUGAAGCUGCUGCUGGGAGACAAUCUGAAGGAGCUUGCGGUCGGGUACGAGACGAUUGAUUAUCCCAUCCCAUCCGGUAACAGUACGGGGAAUUUGUUGAAGCGUGCACUCACAUUUGAACGUAGCUCGAUGAAGGGACAGCCGAACAAGGCGGGGAAAACGUACCGAAAGCUCGGUUCGGCUGAAGUGUCCCGGGUUGCCCUAACCUGCUCGAUGUAUCAUGCGGCACUGAGUGCGUUGUCGCAGCUGCGCUUGGACAUUCUUUCGGGUCUUUGCUAUAACGAUACGGUGCUACACGAUCUUUGGCUGCUGCUCGGAUCGAUCGGUCCGAACUGUGGUCUAAAAGGGUUCAUCGAGCUGCUGCAAGUUAGUCAAACGAAUUACGCACCACCACUGCUGCUGCUGUCACUGUUUUGCGACUGCAUGACCCACUACGUAACUAUUUUAGAUGAUUUGGAAAUGUACGAACAGCAGACACCGUUCACGCUGAACGACUACAUUGUGCUGUCGCACUUUUUGAACACAUUCCUGUACCGCACCAUUCAGGACCAGAUACUGGACGCCAAGACGGCAACCAGCGCACCACUGUUCGUGUCCAUACACACGCUGCUGCUAUGUCUGUACCGGCGUGACUGUCGGCGACAGUUUGCCCCGCCGAACCAUUGGCUGAUCCGGGACAUACGGCCUUCCCACUUUCUAGCCGAUCUCGAAAAGGGUAAAAAACACACCCAGAUUCUGUUGCAGAAGAUGCCCCACAUCAUACCGCACGAGGACCGGGUGCAGCUGUUCCGGAAGUUUGUACAGAAUGAAAAAGCGGUACUCGGGUUGACGGAAUCGGCCUGUGCAUCACCGAGCUCCGCGCUGGUCACCGUCCAUCGGGAUCGUAUCGUCGAGGAUGGCUAUCGGCAGCUGGCCGCAUUACCGCCGCAUGGGUUAAAAGGUGUGAUACGGGUACGGUUCAUCAACCAGCAGGGUUUGGACGAGGCGGGUAUCGAUCAGGACGGUGUGUUUAAGGAGUUUUUGGAGGAAACGAUCAAGCGGGUGUUUGACCCGUCGUUGAAUCUGUUUAAGACGACCACCGAACAGCGACUCUAUCCAUCGCCCACCUCCCACAUGCAGGAAAACCAUCUGGCCUUGUUCGAGUUUGUGGGCCGAAUGUUGGGCAAAGCGGUUUACGAGGGCAUUGUCGUGGAUGUACCGUUUGCGUCGUUCUUCCUCUCGCAAGUGCUCGGACAGACGCAGCAGGCAUUGUACAGCUGCAUGGAUGAGUUACCGUCGCUCGACAAGGAACUGUACCGUAGCUUAACGUUCAUCAAACACUACCAGGGUGAUGUUGCUGAUCUGGACCUAACGUUCAGCGUGGACGAGGAUGUGAUGGGAAAGAUAGUGACGCACGAACUGCAUCCCGGUGGUAAAGCACGAGCAGUUAAUAACGAUAAUAAGAUUAAUUACAUCCACUACAUGGCUUACUUUCGCAUGCAUACACAAAUCCGCGAUCAAACGGCCGCCUUUAUACGCGGAUUUCGAUGCAUUGUUAAUCCGGACUGGUUGGCGCUGUUUUCCACACCGGAACUGCAAAGACUUAUAUCGGGCGACACAUCCCCAUUGGAUUUGAAGGAUCUGCGCAAACAUACCCAGUAUUACGGUGGGUUCCACGACGGUCAUCGGGUGGUCGGUUGGCUGUGGGAUAUUCUUGCCAAAGAUUUCACCGAGGAGGAGAAAAAAUUGUUCCUCAAGUUUGUAACGAGCUGUUCGAAACCGCCACUGCUUGGUUUCGCUCAUUUGGAGCCCCCGUUUUCCAUACGUUGCGUGGAGGUGGGCGAUGAUGAGGACAUCGGCGAUACGGUUGGUUCUGUCAUUCGAGGGUUCUUUACCAUCCGCAAGAAGGAUCCACUGAACCGGCUGCCCACUUCGUCCACCUGCUUCAAUCUGCUCAAGCUGCCGAACUAUCAGAAGAAGAGCAUGCUGCGGGAUAAGCUCCGGUAUGCAAUAUCUAGCAACACCGGGUUCGAGCUGUCUUAA
Messenger RNA from Anopheles marshallii, 3249 nucleotides. RefSeq names its product ubiquitin-protein ligase E3B. Lineage: Eukaryota; Metazoa; Arthropoda; Insecta; Diptera; Culicidae. The record is from RefSeq and is a predicted model, not a curated record. Gene Ontology annotation, molecular function: ubiquitin protein ligase activity; protein binding. The transcript has 7 exons. Bases 1 to 3249 code for a protein of 1082 amino acids. Gene Ontology annotation, biological process: ubiquitin-dependent protein catabolic process; protein polyubiquitination.